Messenger RNA from Brenthis ino (lesser marbled fritillary), 1044 nucleotides. Lineage: Eukaryota; Metazoa; Arthropoda; Insecta; Lepidoptera; Nymphalidae. The record is from the annotation of a GenBank genome assembly.
AUGAAUUUGUCAGAAGAAAAUAGCUUCUCAAAUGGCCUUUUAUAUGUUGGAUUUAAUCAAGACCAAGGCUGCUUUGCUUGCGGAACAGAAAAUGGCUUUAGAGUGUUCAAUAGCGAUCCGCUUAAGGAAAAAGAGCGUCAAAAUUUUGCGGAGGGAGGACUUUCUUAUGUAGAAAUGUUAUUCAGAUGUAAUUAUAUGGCUCUAGUUGGCGGAGGCAAAACACCCGUAUAUCCGCCGAAUAGAGUAAUAAUAUGGGAUGACCUUAAAAAAGAUUCUGCUAUUUCGCUAGAUUUCAACAGUCCUGUAAAAGCUGUAAAAUUGAGAAGAGAUAGAAUAGUUGUUGUCUUGGAGAAUUUGAUCAAAGUAUACACAUUUACUGCACAACCACAGCUGCUACAUGUGUUUGAAACAUGUCAAAACUCAAGAGGCUUAUGUGUUGUAUGCCCCAACAGUAACAAUGCUCUUCUUGCUUAUCCCAGCCGAAAAACUGGGCAUGUUCAGUUAGUAGAGUUAAGUAGUCACGCUGGUACAAGUACAGCACCAGAAGGACAUUUGAUUGCUGCACAUGAAGCCCCGUUAAGCUGCUUGGCUCUCAAUGUAGGAGGGACUAGACUGGCAACAGCCUCUACAAAGGGCACUCUAAUAAGGGUUUUUGAUACAAACACAGGACAAAAACUGGCCGAAUUGAGGAGGGGAGCACAUCAAGCCACUAUCUAUUGCAUCAACUUCAACCAUACAAGUACAAACUUAUGUGUAACAUCAGAUCAUGGCACAGUGCACAUAUUCAGUCUAGAAGAUGACAAGUUAAACAAGCAAUCGAGUUUAGCGACAGUAAAUUUUCUACCAAAAUAUUUCUCAAGUAACUGGAGUUUCUGUAAAUUCACAAUACCCAACGGUCCGCCAUGUAUUUGUGCAUUUGGUGUGGAUAAAAGUUCUAUUAUUGUGAUAUGCGCAGAUGGAUCAUACUACAAAUACAAGUUUAACGAAAAAGGCGAAUGUACGAGAGAUGUCUAUGCUCAAUUUCUAGAAACAUCCGAAGACAGA